GCCGAGCUGGCCGCCGAGCGGGUGCGGGUGCGGGUGCGGGCGCGGGCGCGGGCACGGGUGUGGGCGCAGCGGCUGUCGACCGCGCGGCCGCGCAGCGGACACUGUGCGCAGGGUCCUGAGGCGCCCCGCGAGUGGGGAAGACCGCAGAAUCUGAGGCCAUGUCCCAUGAAAAGAGUUUCUUAGUGUCUGCGGACAGCUACCCUCCCCCCAACCCUGGAUAUCCUGUGGGGCCCCAGCCCUCCAUGCCUCCCUACCCUGGGGCCCCUUACCCACAGCCCCCAUUCCAGCCUUCCCCCUAUGGCCAGCCAGGGUAUCCCCAGGGCCCCAGCUCCUAUCCCCAAGGGGGCUACCCUCAGGACCCCUAUCCCCCAGGGGGCUACCCUCAGGGCCCCUACCCCCAAGGGGGCUACCCUCAGGGGCCAUAUCCGCAGAGCCCCUUUCCCCCCAACCCCUAUGGACAACCACAGGCCUUCCCGGCACAGGACCUUGGCUCACCUCAGCAUGGGACCUACCACGAGGAGGGGCCCCCAUCCUACUACGACAACCAGGACUUCCCUGCCACCAACUGGGAUGACAAGAGCAUCCGCCAGGCCUUCAUCCGGAAGGUGUUCCUGGUGCUGACCCUGCAGCUGUCCGUGACUCUGUCCACCGUAGCUGUGUUCACCUUCGUCGGGAAGGUGAAGGGCUUUGUCCGGGAGAAUGUCUGGACCUACUAUGUCUCCUAUGCCGUCUUCUUCAUCUCCCUCAUUGUCCUUAGCUGCUGUGGGGACUUCCGGCGAAAGCACCCCUGGAAUCUCGUUGCACUGUCCAUCCUGACCGUCAGUCUGUCCUACAUGGUGGGCAUGAUUGCCAGCUUCUACGACACCGAGGCGGUCAUCAUGGCCGUAGGCAUCACCACGACCGUCUGCUUCACAGUGGUCAUCUUCUCCAUGCAGACGCGCUACGACUUCACCUCUUGCAUGGGCGUGCUCCUGGUGAGCAUGGUGGUGCUGAUCAUCUUUGCCAUCCUGUGCAUCUUCAUCCGGAACCGCAUCCUGGAGAUUGUGUAUGCCUCGCUCGGCGCUCUGCUCUUCACCUGCUUCCUGGCAGUGGACACCCAGCUGCUGCUGGGGAACAAGCAGCUGUCCCUGAGCCCGGAGGAGUAUGUGUUCGCCGCAUUGAACCUGUAUACGGACAUCAUCAACAUUUUCCUGUACAUCCUCACUAUCAUUGGCCGCGCCAAGGAGUAGCCUGAGCCCCUGGCUCACGUGGGGCCCCACUCGGGUGGCGUGCUUGGCCUGGACCCUGCCCCUGAUGUGGCCGUUCCUCGGUACCUCCCCUCUCUGAUACCCGUGCACAGCCUGGGACAGAGGGAACCCUUCUCCAACCCUCCUGUGUGUAUACUGCAGACGCCUCUGUUCAGACCCGCUGUGGCCAGCAUGGCCCCUCCUAGCCCUCCCACCCCGCCAAAGGGUAGCGGGGCUGGGCCUCCGUGCCACCUCCUGCCCACUUACUGUUGCAUGAGCCCCAUCUGCCAGCCCACCCCAGGGCCUGGGGGGGCAACAUCAGGUCCCAGGGGAGAGGGAUUGAGCCAAGAGGUGAGGGUGCACGUCUCCCCUCCUGUCCCAGCUCUCCUGCCUGGCAUAGAGCAUCCCUUUCCCCUCCCCACCCCCACGCUGGAGCGCUGUCCUCUGGGGGACCUGAGGGUGAGGGUCUCAUCCCUGUGCUGAGCCCUGAGGGCAGAGAGGAUGGGAACAUUUCAGGGGAGGAGGACGCCUUCCUCUCGUUCUGCUGUCUUUAAAAUUCCAAUAAAUGGGACCUUCAGUGCUCUCCGUUCCCUUCAUCA
Molecule: messenger RNA, 1825 nt
Organism: Camelus dromedarius (Arabian camel)
Lineage: Eukaryota; Metazoa; Chordata; Mammalia; Artiodactyla; Camelidae
Gene: GRINA
Product: glutamate ionotropic receptor NMDA type subunit associated protein 1
Exons: 7
Coding region: 159-1229 (356 amino acids)
Biological process (GO): negative regulation of apoptotic signaling pathway
Cellular component (GO): endoplasmic reticulum; Golgi apparatus
Source: RefSeq, a predicted model, not a curated record